CUCCUCCUCUUCCUCCUCCUCCUCCUCCUGCCGGGGCUAUAUAGGGAUGCGCUCCCGGCGCCUUCCCCACGCCCCGGCGGCACCGGGCUCCCCAAAAAAUCCCUUCUAGCCCCCUCUGCCUCCAUCCCAUGGGCUCGGCGAGCACCUGAGCCCGGCUCCGCGAUGAAGACCAUCAUCGCCGCCUACUCGGGGGUGCUGAGAGGUACAGGGUCAAGCAUUCUUUCUGCUCUGCAGGAUUUGUUCUGGCUAUCCAAAUCCAAAGUAGAGAAACAACUGCAGAUCAUCUCUGUGCUGCAAUGGGUCCUCACGUUCCUUAUCAUGGGUAUUGCUUGCACUUUAAUCCUCAUGUACAUACUGUGCACAGAUUGCUGGGUGAUCGCUGCUCUAUAUUUAGCCUGGCUGGUGUUUGACUGGAACACGCCAAAGAAAGGUGGAAGAAGAUCCCAAUGGGUGAGAAACUGGGCUAUAUGGAGGUACUUCAGGGAUUAUUUUCCAAUAAGGCUGGUUAAAACCCACAAUCUGUUGACCACCAGGAAUUACAUUUUUGGGUACCAUCCACAUGGCAUCAUGGGCUUGGGUGCCUUCUGCAACUUCAGCACAGAGGCCACGGGCGUCAGCCAGAAAUUCCCCGGGAUCCGACCGUACCUUGCUACCCUGGCUGGGAACUUCAGGAUGCCCAUUUUGAGGGACUACUUAAUGUCUGGAGGUAUAUGUCCUGUGAACCGCGACAGCAUAGACUACAUCUUAUCCAAGAACGGCAGCGGCAACGCCAUCAUCAUCGUGGUGGGGGGAGCGGCGGAGUCCCUGAACUGCACCCCGGGGAAGAACUCCGUGACGCUGAAAAACCGGAAAGGAUUUGUGAAACUGGCUCUACGGCAUGGUGCGGACCUGGUUCCUGUCUACUCCUUCGGAGAGAAUGAAGUGUACAAGCAAGUGAUCUUCGAGGAGGGUUCCUGGGGAAGAUGGGUUCAGAAGAAGUUUCAGAAGCACAUUGGCUUUGCUCCGUGCAUCUUUCAUGGCCGUGGCCUCUUCUCCUCCAACACGUGGGGCUUGUUACCGUACUCCAAACCCAUCACCACUGUCGUUGGCGAGCCCAUCACCAUCCCCAAAAUUGAUAAUCCAUCCCAGAAGGAAGUGGACUUCUACCACAGCAUGUACGUGGACUCCCUGAUCAAACUCUUUGACAAGUAUAAGAGCAAAUUUGGUCUGCCAGAGACUGACAUCUUGGAAGUCAACUGAAGGGACUGGCUCAGCAGCAGCACCUCCUUCUCUCAGAUUCAGCCCAUCUUCUCCAGGAGUCCAAACUGUCAUCAUGCAUUUGAAAGCAUGUGUGGGUGUAUGUGUCUUCUUAAAGAAAGUGUUUAAAGUAUUGCUAGACCACUUGCAAAAAUAAUUAUU
Molecule: messenger RNA, 1398 nt
Organism: Cygnus olor (mute swan)
Lineage: Eukaryota; Metazoa; Chordata; Aves; Anseriformes; Anatidae
Gene: DGAT2
Product: diacylglycerol O-acyltransferase 2
Exons: 8
Coding region: 163-1239 (358 amino acids)
Biological process (GO): triglyceride biosynthetic process
Cellular component (GO): endoplasmic reticulum membrane
Molecular function (GO): diacylglycerol O-acyltransferase activity
Source: RefSeq, a predicted model, not a curated record